AUGGAGAGGAAAUUUGGUGAUGACGUGAUCUUUAAACCCGCUGAUGUUCGUGAAUUUGUGGGACCUUGUUUAAAACUGAUGGUUGCAAUGGGCUUUUUACUUCUCAUUUCGAUAUGCCAUUGCUUAUCUGGAAAGCAGGAUGAGGAAAAUGAAAUGGGGUCGAGUACCAAAAUAUCGAGAAAAGACGAUGUCACAAUAAAUAUCGAUAACGCACCUGUACCGGAAACAAAUCCAGGUAUGGAGUCAGAUGGUAAGAAAUGUCCAGAAAAACGGAAUUUUGCUUGUAAUUUUUGUGGAAGGGAGUUUACAAAAUGUAGCAGUUUGGUAAUUCAUGAGAAGACCCAUACUGACGAGAGGCCAUUUUCUUGCGACAUCUGUGGGAACACUUACAGCGAAGAAGAAGAUCUAAGAAAUCACAGACCAAUUCACGGUACGGAGAAACCGUUCAAGUGCUCGCAAUGCGGAAAAGGUUUUUCCCAAUCUCGAACAUUAGAGGUACACGGGAUUCUCCAUGUUGACGAUGCACCGUUCAAAUGUACCCACUGCGCACGCGCGUUCCAUGAUGUAAGCAAUUUGAGUCUCCAUCUCCUGAUCCACUGUGACACAAGACCGUAUGACGAAUCUACUGAGAAAUUGAUUCCAGGUGAAGAGGAACUAUUAUCCUAUGUAGAACUGGAGGCAGGCGUUAACCACUCGGACACGGAAGUUAAGAAAUAUUGA
Molecule: messenger RNA, 720 nt
Organism: Folsomia candida
Lineage: Eukaryota; Metazoa; Arthropoda; Collembola; Entomobryomorpha; Isotomidae
Product: protein odd-skipped-related 2
Exons: 4
Coding region: 1-720 (239 amino acids)
Biological process (GO): regulation of transcription by RNA polymerase II; embryonic hindgut morphogenesis; embryo development
Cellular component (GO): nucleus
Molecular function (GO): DNA-binding transcription factor activity, RNA polymerase II-specific; RNA polymerase II transcription regulatory region sequence-specific DNA binding
Source: RefSeq, a predicted model, not a curated record